UGCCGAGUCUUCGCCCUUUCCUCCGGCCGUCUCCUACCCGCUGAGCGGACGCAGAGAGUCGAGGUCGGGCGUGCGCAGCGCCAUGAAGGGCCGCUGCCUGACGGGCGCCGCGGCGGAAGGGUUGGCCGGCUGAGGGCCCGAGUCGGGCCAAGGCAUGUGGAGCCCCGGUGGGAGCCUGCUCCAGGCGCUCCCCCGGCUCCUGCAGCACGCCGCCCUCCCGGGCUGUGCCGAGCUGCCGGCCCGCUGGGCCCUGCCGAGGGCGGCGGACGGGGACGACCGGGCGGAUCGCCCUUCCCGCGGGGGCGGGGCGAGCGCGGCGGCGGCGGCGGCGGCGGCCUCGGGCGCCCUGCUCGGCGCCUGUCUGGAGCGCCACGGUCCGCCUGCGGCCUCGGAGCUGCCGGCGCUGGGCGGGGCCUUGGCGGGCGGCCCCGGGAGCGGCAGCGGCGGCGGGGUGGUGGUCGGCGUGGCGGAGGUGAGAAACUGGCGCUGCUGCUGCCUUGGCAGCACCUGUUGGUGCCGGAGCCUCGUGCUGGUCUGCUUGCUGGCCGCGCUGUGCUUCGCUUCCCUGGCCCUGGUCCGCCGCUAUCUGCAGCACCUCCUGCUCUGGGUAGAGAGUCUCGACUCGCUGCUGGGGGUCCUGCUUUUCAUAGUGGGCUUCAUCGUGGUCUCGUUCCCCUGCGGCUGGGGCUACAUCGUGCUCAACGUGGCCGCUGGCUACCUGUACGGCUUCGUGCUGGGCAUGGGACUGAUGGUGGUGGGCAUCCUCAUCGGCACCUUCAUCGCCCAUGUGGUCUGCAAGCGGCUGCUCACCGCCUGGGUGGCCGCCAGGAUCCAGAGCAGCGAGAAGCUGAGCGCCGUUAUUCGCGUCGUGGAGGGUGGAAGCGGCCUGAAAGUGGUGGCGCUGGCCAGACUGACCCCCAUACCUUUUGGGCUUCAGAAUGCAGUGUUCUCGAUUACUGAUCUCUCUUUACCCAACUAUCUGAUGGCAUCAUCAGUUGGACUGCUUCCUACCCAGCUUCUGAAUUCUUACUUGGGUACCACCCUGCGGACAAUGGAAGAUGUCAUUGCAGAACAGAGUGUUAGUGGAUAUUUUGUUUUUUGUUUACAGAUUAUUGUAAGUAUAGGCCUCAUGUUUUAUGUAGUUCAUCGAGCUCAAGUGGAAUUGAAUGCAGCUAUUGUAGCUUGUGAAAUGGAACUGAAAACCUCUCUGGUUAAAGGCAAUCAACCAAAUACGAGUGGCUCUUCGUUCUACAACAAGAGGACCCUAACGUUUUCUGGAGGUGGAAUCAAUAUUGUAUGAUUCUAACAAAAUGUGUGACUGUCAAGAGCCAAGUGUGCUGUCCGAGGUCUAGUGGUCACCUCACUAGGGGACAGAGACAAGUUUUAAUUGUAUUACGGCACAAACAAAACUGACUAGUUUUUAAAUUGCACAGUUUUUUUAAAGCAAGAAUCAUUUUCUGGGUAUGUAAGUGCAAAUGUAGAUGCAAUUUUGGCUGCACCUCUUUAUCAUUUAUUAUGCCCAUAAUGGCCUAUAGGUUUGCACUUUAGUGUUUUUUCUUUGUUUUCUUUCUGGGUACUUAUGAACAGAGAAAUAACCUAAAUAUUUUUCUGCUUAGUGUCUUUAUUUAUAAAGUCUAUGGAUAGUUGCAUUUUUCCUACUUAGAAAGAUGGGUAAAAGUAUGCAAUCUGAAAUGUAUAAUAUUACUCUAUGUUCUUUGCUUUGGUAGUCUUUCCAGAAAGGAUAAACAGUGUGUUUUGUUUUGUUUUAUUGUUUUAAGUGGGACCACUUUGCUUCCCUUUUCCUUACUAGUUAGAAAAUAGACGUUAACUUUUGGUUGAAUGUAUUUUUGUAAGCAUCACAUUGUUGCAGGGCCAUUUACACCUGUUCACACAAGCUUAAAUCCUACAUUGUGGGACUGAAGUGCUCUUAAGAUACCUUUUUAUUUUCACUGUGUAAUAUGCAAAAGGGAAAUUAAUGAGUAGUGGCUCAAAUUAGAACUUCUGUUCUAAUUCCAUUACAUUAGCUUUAUCCUCGUUAGAUCUUUCAUCAAAGGGCUGUCGCAUUGCAGUCUUACUAAAAUAUUUUAUUGAAAUAAAAUUUUUUCCUUUUAUAUUUAUAAUUAGGCUUUGAAAUAAAGAUGCUGUUACUUUAAAAUGAUGGGUUUACCAUCAUUGAAGAUGUCACUCAGGUGGCCUUGCUUGAUCAAAAAGCCUUUUUAAAAAUCCGAGCUUUAAAAUCAUGUUUAUAAUUCCAUUGAAGUAUAUAUGUAUUUGUCCCCAUAGUCUUCAGCUUUAAGACUAUAAAUAUAAUGUUAACUUAAUACCCAAAUCUGUAUUAUUUGCCCUACUAUAGAGUAGAUUUAUUUUGUUUGUUUUUCCGUACUUGUUUUUGUCUGAUAAGACUCAGGAAUUCUGAAAUGUGAAAUUAAGUCUCUCAACUCUCUCUCUCAUGGCAUGAAUUGAGUGUAUUUAUAAAUAGCACUUAUGAGUAUAGCAUACAGUAAUUCGGCAUAUGAUUCAUAUGACAUAGGUAUUAUUCAUUUAUCACCUUAUAAUUUUAAAAUAGUUUAAUUGUACUUAGUGAUUAGUUUUUUUACAAUUUAGAUUAUAGAUAGGAAUGCAGAUUUUCUGGUAGGUAUAUCUUUUUUGGCUAUGAAGAUCCCACCUUAUCAGAGACCUUCCAUUUGCCUUUUCAUUAGGGUAAAACCUUAGCCCUGAUUUCAUAAAGUGUGAAAGAAUUCUUUGGAAGCAGAUUAUUCUAGUCUUAUGCUGGAGAUGCAUUUGAUCAUUUUAAUGGAUACUUUUUUGCCCUGUUGGAGGUAUAAUUGUUUUCCUUUCUUUCAUAAUACAUAAGUUUUCUUACCUUUGAGUAACAGUGAAGUUCAUUUAUAUGUCCAUACCAAGAAGACCUCAGUGCAAAUGAUGAGAGGUACCUGGGUUUAUAGCACUUAAUUGGCCUCCAAAUCCUUCCUGUUAUUGGUAGGAAAAAAUAUAGUAUUGGAAUGUUCUUGUUCUUUUUUGAAUCCUGAUUACUUGUUUAGCUGUUUUUGGUGUUUUUUUAGAAUGAUUUUCGUUUCAUAAUCCCAAUGAAUAAUACGUUUGAUUUAUUCUUUUCUGUCUAAGUUGACAAUAUUUUUCUUGCGCUUCUUGUUUGUUGGUUAGUUUUUGUUAAAGGAGUCAUUAAUUUAAGAUCGCUACUUUCAUACUUGUGUUAUACUUCAUGUAUUUUGAAGUGCAUUUAUUUACUUAGCAUUUUAUAACUUGAAUAAUUUCACCAAAUGAAUACCUUUUGGUAGUUUGUAAUGAGUUCUUCCAAUUGUUGCAUUUUGCUUGGUACUUAAAAUAAAUAUGUAAAGCUAAAAGAGAAAUAAUUUUUCUGUAUUCUGCCAAUCAUAAUUUUAUAUAAUAAAAUCAUCCAUUUUUACUUAAAAUAGUAUGGAUUUACUAUUUCUAAGAUACUGAAGCUGCAGUUUUCCUUUUCUUCAUCAUUCCAGCCUCCAAGUAAACAACAAUCCGUGCUAUUUGAUAGCUCAGUUGAGUUGCUGGGUCUUUAGAUGUGCUAACUGUAAAUUGUAUAAAGCAUUGCCAUGCCUUGUUCACUUCAUCUUCAACCCUGUAUCCCAGAUUUAUGGCAGCAGUACAUUUCUACAGAAUCCUUUCAUGUUGCCCAGAUAUUGCCUCCAGUCAUAAAGUAUAUAUUUAUAAAAUAGAUGUUUUGGAUUUCUCAGACUGUUUAGGUGCAAUGUAAAGUAGCUUUAUGCACAGUUUAAAAGGCAUACAAUAUACCUAAUUUCCAAAUAUGAGGAAAAAUAUGUUCUAUUUUUAAUUCUUUGGGCCUUUCCCUAAGUUUUCCACAGUUUGUGGUUUAUUGUGAUUGAUUUUGUUUACUCUUUGCCAAAUUUUGUCAUGUAAAUUAUUUUAAACAUCUUUUUAAAAACAUAUACAUAAUAAUUUAGUAAGUGUUUUCAUCUCUGUUCUUAUUUGAUCAUCUGAUUUGUGAAAUAACUUGAAAUCUGUACUCUUUGGUUUGUGAAAAUAGUAGAACAACAUCUCUGUUAUUAGAAUGUGUGAUUUGAGUUUAUGUUCAGAAUUGACCGUGUGGGUUUGUUCAGAGUCAGCCGUACUUUCAUGUUAUCACUUUGUAACCAGUGGCAAACCUUUCUAAAAUGGCUUUUCCCUGAUAGGGUCAAGUAUAUGACUAGAAAACAUUUCCUCCUUGAGAAGCUAUUAUUAAGUUCAGUAGUUACUGUUAUUUACCUUUGCUGUAACUGAGCUACGUGGUUUAGCUACAAGCAUAUCCCAGCAUUUCUGCGUUUUUAAUAUGCAGUGCUGAUUUGGAGUAUUCUUGGGAAAGGUGCUAUGGCUUACAUAUGUCAAUAUUUGUUGGCUGUGGGACUUUCUUUAGAGUCACUAGGUAUUUCUUUAGAAAGUCACUAGGUAUGUGCCAGGUUGAUGCAGGUAAAUCCUUAGAUGCAUGAUAAAUCUAUGCCAUUCAAAACGAGCGACAUUUGCAGAGAAAAAGAGAGGUUUAUGUGGACCUCAGGAAGAACGAUACUGACCUAGGUUGAUGACCUCGGUGAUGGAAUUUUAUUUCAGACAGAGGCCACUCACUGAAUCAUAAUGAUGGUCAGAAUGACACUAUCUGGUCUUUAGAUUUUACAUUGCUGAUUUCUGUUAUAAUAAACUAUUUAACAUAUAAUUUUCUUAAAGGUCAUCUCUUUAAGCUGAACGGCCUUUAAAGAAGGGAGAGGAAUCACCACAGGAUAUUUAAAACUCCAGACUUCCAGUAACCUCACAUACUGAACAGAAAACUGUUAACUUACUCCACAACUAAAUUACGAUUUGGUAAUUCUGAAUUGCAAAGUGAUUGCUGCUAACUAUUUUCUAAGGUAACUGCAGAUUAAAAAUAGAUAAUUCUAAAGGUGAAUCAGUAAAAUCUCUUGAUAAUUGGUAUCCUAGAUCACUUGUGUGCCUGAGAAAAUAAAAGGUAAUGUUUUAUUUC
Equus caballus (horse) is the source of this 5002-nucleotide messenger RNA. RefSeq names its product transmembrane protein 64 (gene TMEM64). NCBI's taxonomy places the organism in Eukaryota, Metazoa, Chordata, Mammalia, Perissodactyla, Equidae. Gene Ontology annotation, cellular component: endoplasmic reticulum. Gene Ontology annotation, biological process: positive regulation of bone resorption; regulation of cytosolic calcium ion concentration; positive regulation of osteoclast differentiation. The record is from RefSeq and is a predicted model, not a curated record.